This is a messenger RNA of Homarus americanus (American lobster), 3568 nucleotides long. RefSeq names its product S1 RNA-binding domain-containing protein 1-like. The record is from RefSeq and is a predicted model, not a curated record. Gene Ontology annotation, molecular function: mRNA binding; structural constituent of ribosome. Gene Ontology annotation, biological process: nucleobase-containing compound metabolic process; translation. Lineage: Eukaryota; Metazoa; Arthropoda; Malacostraca; Decapoda; Nephropidae.
ACAAUUGCAAAAAUGUCAACAAAUAACGCUUUAGAUGAGUCCAUAGAGAUCCUAGAGGAGGUGCAGGUCAACCAGCCACUGGGUGGAGGGACGAGCAUCGAGCUAGAGGUACUUUACGAUGGCCAUGGGCAACAGGUUAUACACACUCAGCAGCUGGCUCCUGCACAACAACAGGAGCAGCAGCCACAUGAGGAAAGUGUCCCUCUGCGCCAACAGACACAACGACCCCAGCGCCAGCGACGGCCAGUACAACAGUAUCACCAACAGCAACAGGAACAGGAGCAACAAGCGGCGCAGCAGAGGUUACAGCGUCAGCAGCAGCGUCAACAACAGCAAAAACAGCAGCAGCAACAGAGAGCCCUUCAGCGUCAGGCAGCACAACAACAACAGAAACAACAGAAAGUGCAACAGAGAGGAGUCAAACGGAAGGAGACCGACGUACAUGUGGUGGGCGAGGUCAAGGCACAGAAAACGGGGCGCGGAGAGGUGGGAGGAGCUGGCACACUCAAGUACCGCAAAAGGAUUCCAGACAAUGACGUGGAGAUCAUCUUCGAGUGGGAUGCCGCCAAGGUGAUUGCGGAGCGGCAGAACGUUGAGGAGUGGGUGGCGCGUAACGUGAUCACUAUGUUCGACCAAGAGAACACGUUGCCUUUCAUUGCACGAUACCGAAAGGAUAAAACAGGCAACAUGGAGGUGGAAAAGCUCCGUGAGAUCCAGAAUUCCUACUCACAGCUAAAGCAUGUCCAGGAGAGAGUGUUGAAGGUUCUGAAGGGUAACCGCAAGUGCCUGCCAGAGGACCGCAAGGCCUCCCUCCUCCGUGCCACCACGAUGCAUGAAGUGGAACAUCUGACAGCAGCAUAUAAGGGUAGCGGGAAACGCACUUAUGCUGAGCGGGCCAGAGAGCUCGGAUUGGAACCUGCAGCUCUGGAGGUCAUGCAAGGAACGCACAAUAAGUUUAUGAACCGCCAGGAACUGUACUCCCUCAUGGACCCGAACAAAGAAGGUCUUCGCACCAUAGAGGAGGUCGAACAGGGUCUUCAACACAUCAUCGCUGACGUCAUCAGUAAAGACCCUCAAGUAUUAGACUGUGUGCGCCAACUUAUGAAGCUCUGUAAGCCGUUGCUGGAGUGUGGUAAAGCACGCAAGCAGCAGAAGAGAGACCAGGGCAAGAUGGUGAGCCGGGGACCAGGACCAAGUGAUGACCUCUGUGCCAAAUAUCAAAACUACUUUGAGUAUAAGAACCUUGCAUGGCACACCAAGCCUCAUGCUAUGCUGGCCAUGAACCGGGGUGAACAUCAGGGAGUUUUGUCUGUGAAGAUCGUUAUCCCAGACAACACCUAUGUUCACUUUUUCAAUUUCUGCCAACAAAAGUGGUUAGGACUCGCCCCACCCCACUAUUACCGCACACAGCUGGUCAUGAUGAGUAUAGAGGACAGUUGGGAGAGACUUGUCAAACCGUUCAUGCAGAGGCAGAUUCGCAGCGAGUUAACAGAGAUGGCAGAGAUUGCUUCUGUUGAGGUGUUUGCUGCUAACCUGAGGAAGCUGCUCCUUACACCACCAGUGAGGGGGAAGACAGUACUUGCCAUUGAUCCUGGUUAUGCAAAUGGCUGCAAGAUAGGUGUCACGAAUGCCACCGGAGACCAGCUUCUCACAACCACCAUUUAUCCAUUCCGUGGCAAAGAACAUCUACAGGCAGAGGAUUGGUGUAAGGACCACAAUGCAAGAACACUCAGGGAAAUUGUCCACAAAUUUGGGUGUGAGCUGUUUGCUGUGGGUAACGGAACUGGCUGCCGGGAGACGGAGACUUAUUUAACUCGUUUGAUAGCUCAAAAGUGUUUUGACCCCUACAAUGUCCAGUACACCAUUAUCAAUGAAACUGGUGCUUCUCAGUAUUCUUGCUCUCCUGAGGCUAGAACAGAGUUCCCUGGACUUGACCCUAAUCAUAUUAGUGCUUUGUCAUUAGCAAGGCGACUCCAGGACCCUCUUUUAGAAUACAUUAAAGUCCAUCCAAUGCACAUGGGUGUUGGCAUGUACCAGCACGAUAUACCCGAGCGUAUCUUGCACGCCUCCCUCGACUCGGUCAUGACGGAGUGCGUGUCCUUUGUGGGGGUCGAUAUUAACUCGGCGUCGGAAUUUGUCUUUAGAAAGCUCUCUGGCCUAAAUAAAAGCCGCGCGGCAAAUAUCGUAGAAUAUAGAAAAUCCAAGGGGCCGUAUCAGCGGGAACAGCUCAAGUCUGUCAAGGGUAUCGGACCUCGGACGUUUGAGCAGUGUGCUGGCUUCAUCAGAAUUUUACCCGAGACCCUGGAAAUAGAGAUCAACAGAACACCUCAGGAAAAGAGCAGAAAAAAGCGUAAACCCAUUUUGACCCAUCGACGAUCCAUCCGAGUCAUAUCCGCCUCAUCCAAGUUUGUGCUCAUGGUUGGAGGGCGAGCACAAGACAUCGGAACUGAACAUUUCAUCCAUGACAUCCGACACUUCAUGCAGAAUUCAAGUCUGGAGUCGGUGGCCGAGCAGUGCGGGGCAUCUGUACCAACUAUGCAACUCAUUGUCGAGGGUCUAGCACAGCCUCUUGACUACGAUAUUCGUGCUCAGUUUGAGAAGCCUCUGUUCCGUAAGGGCAUUACUUCCAUAGAUGACGUUGUGUUGGGUACAAAGCUAACAGGUUCUGUGAGAAAUGUAACACACUUUGGAGCCUUUGUGGAUGUUGGACUGGGCAAUGAUGGUCUCGUCCACUCUUCUAAAAUGGGUGGUGCAAGACUAGAACUGGGGAACAUCGUGGAGGUGACGGUCAUCAACAUCGAAAAGGAUCGUGCCCGAAUAAGUCUCAUGUUAGAGCGAGUGCUUGGUUAAACCCACGUCUCUCAAAAAGGUCUUAACCGUACUUCAGAGUUCAUUGUCCUGCUUAAUGGUCGUCUUUCAUCGAAUAAUGUGUAUGAAUCAGCCGGCUGCCAUAGGAUUGGUGAUGAACUCUGCAGUCUGUAUAUUUCACUUUGAAGAGAUUAAAGACAGAAAUGCAGUUGUAUUGAAGGAAAUUUAACUGCAGUGUGGUUUGAAAAGAGCUGUUUGAGUGAGGUGUUGUGAGGACCUGGUGCCCCCAAAUUGUUGAAAGUUGCCCCAUUUUACAUGCAACCUCUCAUACUCAUAGUUGAAAACUUGAAACUAAAAAGCUGUGCCUUGUUGCAGUGUUCUGUAAACUGUUACUAUCAUAGAAAGAAGACCCAUAGAAAAAUUAGUGUCAUAUAUAAUGAAGACAAGACGUAUGUUCAGUAUAAUGCAUAUGGAGGUAGUGUAUUGCUAAUUACUGUUCUAAAAGAAAAAUUCCAAGAUAAAUUAAUCUACAUAUAUUGUAUAGGAUUUAUGCAUGACCUACUGUAAUUGAAUGUUUAAUUUUAUUUUCCAAUGAUCUGUAAAUAAAUGGUCAGUUUUGGAGAUCUCACAAAUGAUUCCUUCUUUAGUCUUUAUAAAACAUGUAAAUUGUAAUCCCUGAUUGAUUAGACUCAUGUUCACUGACUUACUGAACAUUGUAACUUAUGAUGGGUGUUGCCUAUAAAAACAUGCUUAGUUCUGA